GGGUAGAGACUAAGCGCCCAAAUUUGUUGUUCUUGGCGUGUUUCUUCCUGUUCUUUCCCUUCCGCCAUAUCUCAAUUGUUUCUCUCCGUCUGGUCAUUGGAAUCUCAACGGAAAGUCAAGUUUCUGUGUCGCGGUAGACUUCAUAUAAUAGUGUGACCUGGUGUACAGAAGCUACUUUUAAAGCUUAACCUUACCAAAAUGUCAAUGCUUAGACGGACAGCCCUUACAGUCAUCAAUGCAUUUAUAGCAGCCGUCGGUCGUCUCGACAAAUCUCUCUCUCCGAGUGAUACCUUAGCCAAACUCCGAAAGCACAAAUGGAAAGCAUCAGAUAGCGUCUACAUUUUCCAUUUCCUCUCGGCCUCAUUCUGGCUCACGAUAAUGACCGUCCCGCCAUUUCCCUAUAAACUUCUCAUCCCAAUUCUGUACACUAUUGCCAUGUUGAUUCCUUUAACCUCGCAAUUCUUCCUUCCAGCAACACCUGUCUUUUCUUGGCUUAUAAUGUUUUACUCAAAUGGAUUCAUUCCGCUGCAGUAUCGUCCCAAUCCCAGUGUGUCAUUACUCCCUACUCUCGAAACCGUUCUGUACGGUGCAAACAUUUCCGAUCUUCUCACUCGCUUUACGCAUCCUAUUCUCGACAUCAUCGCUUGGAUUCCUUAUGGCGUCGGCCAUUAUGCCCUUCCUUUCGUUGUCGCUGCAUUCUUGUGGCUCUUCCGUCCGAAAGAAGCGUUACGUUUUUGGAGUACUGCCUUUGGAUACAUGUUUCUAAUAGGCGUGAUAGUCCAAAUUCUUUUCCCUUGCGCAGCACCGUGGUACGAACUCAUCUACGGACUUACCCCGGCCAACUACGGUGUAAAGGGCUCGCCCGGGGGACUAAUUCGAAUUGAUUCGCUAUUCCAUGCACACGGUUAUACUUCAGCCUUCGGAAAUUCACCGCUCGUGUUUGGGGCUUUUCCAUCGUUACAUUCCGGCGCUGCUACUCUCGAAGCUCUUGCGGUCGCGCACUUCUUUCCUCAGACAAAAGUGUGGGUUUGGGCUUAUGCCGGUGUGCUGUACUGGGCGACGAUGUACAUGACACAUCAUUAUCUGAUAGAUGUUGUAGGAGGAGCAUGUCUUGCUACGAUGUGCUUCUACUUUUUCAUUCCGGACGAACUGAAGAGCACCGUCGCGGCAACCUCGCCUCCAGGCACGAACCUGGGUCUCCUUGCUUCAACGGGUACAGUUAAAGCGAAUGGAAAUCUUCCAGCGUAUAGAAUGGGCUCACAGCGAUCAAAAUAUGAUAUUUAUGAUCUAGAAGCUCCGCGUAAUGGGAAUGGUCGAGCAGGAGCUGCUGUUGGAGGACGGGGAAUAAUGGCAGAGGCGGCCGCUGAAUUUGACCUCGCUGAAUCUGAAGAUGACUUUGCGAGCGAAACGGGGGACGGUGAGCGACAUCCAGGCGACGAAGAAGAUAUCACUUAUCGGCCAACUAUGCAGAAGGCCGCCGGCAACAAGCCUAAUGGGAAGAACAAGUCCGAAAUUGUGGCGGGAGGUGCGAAUGGACAUAGACAUACCGCCUCAAUUGCUCGACUCAUACGUGGGCCUGAUGCCAGAGGGUCCAUUGAUGGAGGCGACGAAGGAUGGAGAAGUCCGAUGUCCGCUGGCUUCGUGUUUCCUCCGCGGAAUGGGAGGGGAAAAGAAGCAGAUGGUAAAAGGAGUCCAAUUCGAGAGACGUUUGUUUAAUCUCUUUGAAGACGGGCGACUGUUUCUUUUCCUUCUUACUUUGUUGAUCUUCGGUACCUAACUUGUGUCAUUCAUUCAGAGUGUUAUAUUGUAU
Lentinula edodes (shiitake mushroom) is the source of this 1810-nucleotide messenger RNA. RefSeq lists its product as uncharacterized. Gene Ontology annotation, molecular function: inositol phosphoceramide synthase activity. The record is from RefSeq and is a predicted model, not a curated record. Gene Ontology annotation, biological process: inositol phosphoceramide metabolic process; sphingolipid biosynthetic process. Gene Ontology annotation, cellular component: inositol phosphoceramide synthase complex. The transcript is spliced from 2 exons. The coding region runs from base 199 to 1716 and encodes 505 amino acids. Lineage: Eukaryota; Fungi; Basidiomycota; Agaricomycetes; Agaricales; Omphalotaceae.